CGUCACGUGACACACCCCCCCCCCCCCCGCGGCUCAGGCCGAGGGAGGCCGCAGUCUCUGCAGCUCGGCCGCCGCCAGCUUGUCCCCGCUGUCCUUGGCCGGCCGGCCCGGGGGCACGGUGCCCUCCGGCCCCGGCGGGGGACAAAGGUACGCCUCCCGCCCGGGUCCGCAACAUCCCAGCUCCAGUAUCCAUGUCCUCCCUCUGACCUGGCCCCUCGACCCCAAAUCCUGCCAUGGCCCGAGGAGACGCCCCAGAGGACGGCUACUACCUGGUCGGGACCAGCUUCUUUAUCCUUGGAUUGGGGACUCUGCUGCCCUGGAACUUCUUCAUCACUGCCAUUCCGUACUUUCAGGCUCGGCUGGCUGUUGUCAAUGUCACAGAGGAGCCCUCUGGAGCCAACAUCACAAGCCCUGGGGACGCUUUCAACUUCAACAACUGGAUGACUCUCCUGUCCCAGCUGCCUCUACUGCUCUUCACUCUCCUCAACUCUUUCCUUUACCAGUGCAUCCCAGAGAUAGUACGCAUCCUUGGCAGCCUCCUUGGAAUCCUAAUGCUCUUCAUCCUGACUGCCGCAUUGGUCAAAGUGGACAUGAGCCCUGAGCUCUUCUUCUCUAUCACCAUGGCCUCCAUCUGGUUCAUCAACUCUUUCUGCGCCAUCCUCCAGGGCAGCCUCUUUGGGCAGCUGGGAGCCAUGCCCCCUACCUACAGCACCCUUUUCCUCAGCGGCCAAGGCUUAGCAGGGACCUUUGCUGCUCUCGCCAUGCUGAUGUCCAUGGCCAGUGGAGUAGAUGCCCAGACCUCUGCCCUGGGCUACUUUAUCACCCCGUGUGUGGGAAUCCUCGUCUCCAUUGUCUGCUACCUGUCUCUGUCCCACUUGGAGUUUGCCCAAUACUAUCUGGACAAGAAGAUGCCCCACCCACAGGCAUAUGAGCUGGAGACCAGGGCUGAGCUGCUCCAAGCUGGUGAGCCAGAUGAGAAGAAUGGCUUUCCAGGGAGUCCCCAAAAAGCAAGGCUGGCCCUGGAGCUGGAGCCAGAGAAGGGGCCCAAGCCUCAGAAGCCUUCAGUCUUCGUUGUCCUCAGAAAGAUCUGGGUGAUGGCUCUGUGUAUCGUGCUGGUGUUCGCAGUCACCCUGUCCGUCUUCCCGGCCAUUACCGCCAUGGUGACCAGCUCCAGGGGCCCUGGAAAGUGGAGCAAGUUCUUUAACCCCAUCUGCUGUUUUCUCCUCUUCAACACCAUGGACUGGUUGGGAAGAAGUAUGACUUCCUACUUCCUGUGGCCUGACCAGCGUGGUCGCCUGCUGCCGCUGCUGGCCUGCCUGCGUUUCCUGUUCAUUCCCCUCUUCAUGCUGUGCCAUGUGCCCGAGCGCGCCCACCUGCCCGUCCUCUUCCCGCAGGACGCCUGCUUCAUCACCUUCAUGCUGCUUUUUGCGCUCUCCAAUGGCUACCUGGUGUCUCUCACCAUGUGCCUGGCCCCCAGGCGGGUUCUGCCCCAUGAGAGUGAGGUGGCCGGAGCCCUGAUGACCUUCUUCCUGGCCCUCGGUCUCUCCUGUGGGGCCUCCCUCUCAUUCCUCUUCAAGUCCCUGCUGUGAGGUAGCCCCGUUUCCUUCCUCGCCCUGCUUGAGUGGGGCUGGGAGCCUUCCAAGGGCCCUGCAGUUGGAGGCUUGGGAGAGGAGGGAGCUGGUCUAGAGGCAUGACUGAGGAACAAAGAGAACAGGCAGAUGGGGCGGAGCCAAGGUGAUCUCAACAACGUCUUCCACACCUGAAGGACUCUCGGGAGGGCCUUUACUAGCCAGCGGCCUCCCCCUCCUGCUUGCCAAGGAAGGGCUGAGACAGGCCAGCAAGGGGGAUGGAAAGGCCCCCAGCUUUUCCAGGUCCCGGACAAUCCUCCAGUAGCUCUGGGAAGGGGCUUUUGGCCACCUGCCUGGGGUGGUUUAGGUGCUGACCUGCCCUGGAGGCAGGGGGAUGGACCAAAUGACCUCUGUAGGCUCCUGUUGGAGAGCUCCUUACCUUGACCACUGUUAGACACCCCCCCCCCUAUUCUAGGGAGCUCCCGGGCUCAGGCCCUGGGGGGAGUUAGGAGUUUCAUUGAGGACCUUUCUUUUAGGGAGCCUGUGGGGAGAGAGGGGAGGACAGAAUGCCAAGUUCUGCCCUGAUUUCCUUUCUUUCCAGAAGAAGUAUUACUAGUGAGGCCAAGCCCACCUGCUGCUGCUGUGAGCUGAGGGAGUGAGGGGUGUGGCCAGGGCCUCUGCCUGAGCUCAGGGAGAGAGCUGAGGCCCACUCCUGGGGCCUGCUCUAGGACAGGAAAGGCAGGGGGGAGUCAAUCAGCAAGCAUUAGGGGCCUCCCCUGUACUGGGUCCAGAGCCUGUCCUCACAGGGCUUCCAUUCUGAAGGGAAAGAUAAGCACAGGGUGAGGACAGAUCACCAGAGACUGGCAGGGAUGGCACUUUGCCAAUGACUCAGGGAAAAAGCAGCUGUGAUUGUGUCCAGGAGCCCUAGCGCCCAUCUGUGCUAGGCACUGGCAACCUGGUUACCUUGCCCCUGCCACUGCCCAGUAUACAAGGCUGCCCACCUGGCCCAGGCCCCGGGGGAGAGCUUCUGGAAGCCAGAGUUCCUGCCUUCCAGUGGGUGCUGUCACACCUCCCAGAAGCCAUUUCCCUUUUCCUGCAGGAGGUGCCUUACCUCUGCCGGGCUUCGGCCCCACAGUGCUCAGCACCUGAGCAGGAGCUCAUACACUUACACGGGGAGGGUGGGGUUUGGUACCUCUAUUUUCAAGGCCCCCCCCACACACACACAAUAAGGAACACUUCAGAAACUGUAGUUCAGAAUGAGUAUCUGAGAAAAAUGGGGAGUCCAGCUCCUUAGAAAGCAGCAUUCCAUCCAUUUAACCAACGUGCAUCAAGCACCUAGUAUAUGCAUGAGGGAGAUAUGAAGUUUAAAGAAAACACAGGACCUGCACUUAGGGGUUUUAUAGUCUGAUUGGGGGAAUGAAGACACAAGCACAGAUAAUCAAUAUGCAUUUAUUAAGUACCUGCUGUGUAUUAGGCACUGCGUUAGGGGCUGAGAAUACAAAAAGAACAAUGAGACAGUCUUUCCCUGUCUACUGGGGGAGACAGCAUGUUCACAGAUAGCACUAGCGAAUCAGAGAGGGCUCAAGUACUGGCUGAGGCUGGAGGCUGGGAUCAGGAAGGUACCCUGGACAGCAGCAUCGGCACGUGUAGGGAAGAUUGGGCUAGGAGCUGAGCUCUUUCCUAUGUGCUCACUGCUGGGGACCCACCCAGCCCCUGCCUUCGGGGAGCUCACAGUCUAGUAGAAAGGUGCGACUCCCCCCCACCCCCCCCCGCCCCAUGCCAACAUCUCCAGUACUGAGGAAAUGCCUUGUACUGAGGGCUUUGGGGGGGAGGGGGAGACUGCAGGCUCAGGGCUUCCCCUCCAGGGAAACGGGGCAGAGAAGGGAAGGAGAGGCGGAGGACCCCAGCUCCACCCAGAAAGUAAUUAUAACUGUAGGGAUCAGUCUGGGAAUGGCAGACUUGGUCAUCUGGAAAGGAAGGCCACAGCUGGGAUAGAGGCUCAGGAGCUGAGGGAGGUUUGCUAAGAAGCCCUUUCCAGGUGAACAGAACACACCAGGAGGAGGGAAAUUAGGGGCUUUUUAGCUUUUAGCCUUGGAUAAGUCAUUUCCCUCUCCGGUCCUCAGUUUACAGCUUGGACUCGGUGAUUUCCAUGGCCCCUAUGACUCUGAGGAGUCCAUGACCCAGGCUAGGUUUCCUCACCUUUUUCCCCCAGGGAUCCCCAGGUCAGCUACUUGUGGAGAGAAGUGAUGUUUGGUGUGGGAAAUAAAUGAUUGAAUUUUUA
Messenger RNA from Dromiciops gliroides (monito del monte), 3849 nucleotides. It is a transcript of the gene SLC29A2, whose product is annotated as solute carrier family 29 member 2. Gene Ontology annotation, cellular component: plasma membrane; basolateral plasma membrane. Gene Ontology annotation, molecular function: nucleoside transmembrane transporter activity. The record is from RefSeq and is a predicted model, not a curated record. The transcript has 13 exons. NCBI's taxonomy places the organism in Eukaryota, Metazoa, Chordata, Mammalia, Microbiotheria, Microbiotheriidae. Bases 234 to 1589 code for a protein of 451 amino acids. Gene Ontology annotation, biological process: uridine transmembrane transport; hypoxanthine transport; adenine transport.